This is a messenger RNA of Notechis scutatus (mainland tiger snake), 905 nucleotides long. RefSeq names its product ras-related and estrogen-regulated growth inhibitor-like. The record is from RefSeq and is a predicted model, not a curated record. Gene Ontology annotation, molecular function: GTP binding; GTPase activity. NCBI's taxonomy places the organism in Eukaryota, Metazoa, Chordata, Lepidosauria, Squamata, Elapidae.
GCAUGGGAUUCCCAGUGGCAACGAGCAGCGGCAUCGCCUCAAGCGUCCUGAGCGCCGGCCUCGCCAUGAGUUUCCCGCGGCCGCUGCGCAGAGCCGUCAGCUUGACCCCCGCGCGGACUCUCAGGCUGGUGGUGCUGGGACAGGGCGCCGUGGGCAAAACAGCAUUGACAGUAAGAUUCAUCACCAAGCGAUUUAUUGGUGAUUAUGACCCUACUCUAGAGAUGAUUUACAGGCACACAGCAAUCAUAGAUGGAGACAUGGUUCAUUUUGAAAUUCUUGACACAGCAGGACAGGAGGAAGAUUCUCUCCAAAUUGAAGAAAAGAUAAAAUGGGGAGAUGGAUUUGCUGUAGUUUAUUCUGUCACUGACAGGUGUAGCUUUGAUGAAGUGAUGAGGCUGUGCUUUCUCAUCAACCAUAUCCAUUCAAGCCCAAAGCGGAAUAGUGGCAGUGGAGAACCACCGGUUGUGAUUGUUGGAAACAAGAAGGACCUGCAGUUUGACCGAAUGGUAACCUUUGAGGAUGGAGAAAAUCUCUCCAAGGCUCUGAAGCAUCCUUUCUAUGAGAUCUCUACCAGGGACAGCUAUGAAGAGACUGCUGUGGUCUUCAACACCUUAUAUGGUGAGCUGAUGAAGCAAGGACAUUUUUCCCCAGGGUCCUUCAAGAGGCGAGCAUCAUCUAAGUUAAUGGAAAAGAUCCCCAAAAUUCAUGCCAAUUCAAGUCUAACUUCAGCAGGCAGGAGUCUCAGCUUCAAUUCAUUCAGGGAUUACAUCCCAGAGUGAACAUUUAUCUAAACCGUUGUACAGUGAUGGUCGAAGCACACAGAGCCAGUUCAGGAUAACAACGGAGAGGCUGCAGAAUUGGUAGCUCAAAGGACAAGAGGCCUGCACAUUGUUAUGAAAGCUUUU